AUGAAGCGAUGGCUGCGUGACAUCGCGUUCACCUCUGUCUUUCUGUGCCGUGCUGAGCAUGUGGAGGAGUUGGAACUGGACCUGGAGCUUUUGCAGCAGAGGAUGGUAGUGCAGCCGUCGAAGAAGGCUUUGCCAAUGUACUGGGUCCACGUCCCCAAAACCGGGACCUCUUUCGCGAACGUUCUGAUCCACCAGCCCGGCUUCUGUCAGGUAGACAAGGACUUCUUGCUCGAUGAGGAACACAUGGGGGAAUGUAUUUUGGCAGACUUCAUUGAUAAGCUGUGCUGGGACGAUUGUGACCCUCAGCAUCUACAAUGCUCAGAGCAUGUACAUGAAUGCUUAGGCACCAAGUUCUUCGAGGUCGAGGGCCGCAUGGUGGGCAUGUUUCGCCAGCCCGAGCAGCGUCUCCUCUCCAUGUACUACGACGAGCAGCACAACUUCUUCAAUUACUCUUUUUGUGGAGAGAGGUCUCAACCAAAUCCACCACUGUCAGUCUAUAAAGAGAUGGCUGCAGGGAUGGCCACCCUCAUGCUGACGGUUGACUGUGAUUUGGUCGAGCACCAGUUUUACAAGUUUCCUCCGUGCACACGCAGUAUGGCGGAGGAGGCCGUCCGUCGGGUCUCCGGGUUUGCCUUUGUGGGCAUCACGGAGGAGUGGGACCUCUCGGUGUGUCUCUUCCACGCCAUGUUCGGCGGCAGUUGCCACGCCUCGGAGUUCGAAAAUGUGAGGCCGGGCUCCAAGGCGACGGAGAACGGUUACGACACCUCCGUGCUGGAAGGCUUUCGGGAUGAGUUUGACGGCAUGGUGUACCAGGAGGCCCUGAGAAUAUUCAGGCACCGGGCCUCGGGUGGGCCAGCAGACGCCGGGCACGCCGGGCACGCCGGGAACGCCGCGCACGCGGCGAACGGCACCUGGGGCUUUUGGCCCUUUGCGGCGGCUGGAGCUGGUGCUCUCUCCAGGACGGUCAUGCGGGGGCUGAAGGAUCGUGUGAAGAAGCCCGUGAGCGUCAAGAGCGCCAUGAUCCGGCGCUUGGGCAAGUGGCGGCUGAUGAAGGAGUUCGACAUGCGGAAGCAGAUCAACGACGAUCCCAUGAUGGCCACGCGCUGCGGCAAGAGCCAGGCAGAGCUCCUCGAGGACUUCAAUGUAGCAUCAAACUACCUGAAGACCAGACUGGGCCUGGACGACCAGAGCGCGGAGAUUUGCAUUUCCAAGGUGGCCACAGGGCUGAAUAUGCAGCACUUGGGGAAGCCCGACAUCCCCUCCAACGAGACCAUGGACACGGUCAUGGGUUGGCUCUCAGAGAACCUCGAGGUGAGUGAAGCGGAUGGAUCCCUGAAGCACAUCAUCGAGCAGUAUCCCUUCGUUCUGGGCCGCAGCAUCGACGAUCUCGACGAAUCUCAGAACUUCUGCCCUGAGGACAUCGAUUUCAAGGUGGCGGUUGCGGACGACCCCGCGCUCAUCGACAAGACCUACAACUGCCAAGGGAUUUGCGCGUCUCAGUGCGUCGCUUGCUGGUACAACGGCUAA
Messenger RNA from Effrenium voratum, 1527 nucleotides. NCBI's taxonomy places the organism in Eukaryota, Dinophyceae, Suessiales, Symbiodiniaceae. The record is from the annotation of a GenBank genome assembly.